Fundulus heteroclitus (mummichog) is the source of this 3271-nucleotide messenger RNA. It is a transcript of the gene thpo, whose product is annotated as thrombopoietin. Lineage: Eukaryota; Metazoa; Chordata; Actinopteri; Cyprinodontiformes; Fundulidae. Gene Ontology annotation, molecular function: cytokine activity; hormone activity. The transcript has 5 exons. Gene Ontology annotation, cellular component: extracellular region. Gene Ontology annotation, biological process: cell population proliferation. The record is from RefSeq and is a predicted model, not a curated record. The coding region runs from base 498 to 1100 and encodes 200 amino acids.
GAUGUCACAGAUUUUUUUUUUUUUUUUUAAGUGGUGGAAAGAAAUUUGUUUCAUGUGCAGGUGACAUACCAUGCUGUAACAGACAGAUCCACUGAAAAGAUAUGGACAUAACAUUGUCAAAAACAUGACAUGGUUGAGCAGCAGCAUCCUAACAUCAGUACGCUGCGGGAUUUUAUUUGUUCUGGGGGCCCAGAGUCAAACAUUAACUUAGGGCUAAAUCAAACAGACAGCCUACACUCUCUGAGAGCUGGCCACACGUCCCUACCGACACAGCAGUUUAUCAAAGAGUCGUAGAUGUGAACACUGUCCAACAUGGUCUCCCCCUGGCCUCCUAGCAGUCGAUGAGGACCCUGAAUGGAAGAAAAAUAAAGCUUCCCGACCCACGUAGAAUGACCUUCGCCUCACUGGAUCUGAGGUGAUUCUUCUGGAAGAUAAUAGAAGCGAGAUGGAGGCUGAAAGACCCCAGCUGAGAGACACCAUGCUUCCAAGGAAGGGUUAUGGCUUAUAGCAGAUUGCUGCUGCUGCUGCUGCUGCUGAUAGGAGCGACCAUCACCCACCUGCCUCAAGCCCACGCGCACCCUGAUGAAUUUUGGUGCAAUGCCGAAGAUAGGAAGAACCUGAUGGAGGAUUUUGACGAUAAGGAUAACUGCUCAGAAAUCUCUCCUGUUCCUCCUGUGCCAUAUAUCGGGGUUAACCCGGAAGAAUGGGAAAAGAAAUCUCUUCAGGAGAAACAGGCAGAGGUGCUGAAGAACUUCCAGGGGCUUCAUGACAGCGUCCAGCAGCUAAUGAAUCAAACCAGAGGGCAUUGUUUGGGUUGGCUGAAUGCUUUUGAGAAAAGCAUUUCGCAGUAUAUGAUCAUUGUCGGCGAUGUUCUCAAACAGAAUGAUAGCUCUACGCCUACUCAAGCUCCAAAGUAUGAGGAAACGACCAAACUCAAGGACGUUUGGAACAUUUACGAACGUCUAAUUGUUGGGAAGCUUGAAUUGCUUGCCUACGAAAUGUCAGAAGAUCGCUGCAAGCAUAAAAGGAAAAGAAGUUUAAGGCAGUUGUGGACACAGCUAACCAGAAAGUUAGCUUUGCAAACAUUAAACCGAAGAUAACUAAGGAUAUUUGAAAUCGCCUGCGUGUGAACAGUAUGGUACUGGAACCAAGCUGCCAGUCUUACAUGGGAGCCAAGAAUGAAGAACCAUGGACCAAAGUAGCAGAACUGGAUGACAGGCUACAUAUUGAGGGCAUACUUAUUUAUUGGGACAGCUGGUCCUCUGCUGUGGAACGCCGUGUGAAACAUUGUCCUCGACAUUUGGCUGUGAGAAUAUUGGGUUUGGAGAGCAAGCAGUGACUUGCAAAGGAUGGAUGUCACUAAGCUGUGAUGACUGAGGAUGCAGUGAACCCUAGGUAUUCUGACAGAAAUAAUCUUGGAAAUACCAGUACGGACUUUGCUAUGCUUAAUAGCGUGCUCACAUUUACUAAUAAUCAAAGUGGGGACACAAAAUAAUAUAUAUUUUUUGCAUUUCUUUUCAUUUGGGUGGCUCCAUUUUGAAUGAGCCUAUUGCAUUUCACGUCUAAGGAAGUGAGUUUUCCUACUGACCAGGCUAGCUUUAGUGAACAUACACAAUAGAUUACAGCACAGCGUGUUGUAUUUUCUUCGGUACUCAAACACUGUUCUAAUAUGUUUACCGGAAAAGUUUUAAACUCCAAUAUGUGAAUAAUUGAGAACUGAAUGACAUUAUGUUGUAGGAAGUGGUGAAUUAUUACACUAGAUAUCACCAUAUUAAAUGUUGAGUUAGAACUAGUGAGGUUCCACCAACCAUUCUAAAUUAAAUCCCAGUUGGAUAUAUACCACAACUGGGAACAGAAAAACUCUGACUUACUCUGAUGGAGUUCUGAUUGAAAUGCACAGUGUAAGUAUAACUGCAGAAAAAGUCAAUAUUCCCAGAAUGUCUGAUGUAUUGGCAGCUUUUAUAUGGCUACUAUGGCUCCCAAACAAGGGCGGCAUACUACUGAUGGCGUCACAAGAACUUGGGGAAAAAAUAAUAAUAGACAAGCCAACAGACUACCCAGUAGUUUAUGCCUCUAAGGCUUAAGCCCUGAUUUGACCACAAUGUUUUAGUCAUUUGAACGUUUGCCAUCAGUGCUAAACUCUAGGAAUAUUUCUUAGAUUUGAAGUAUCGUCGAAUGGAAUUGAUCAUUUUAGUUCAAAUUCUGGUCAUACCUAAACUGUAUUGUUCUACAUUGAAAAGAGGUCUAUGAAAAUACUAUUUAAGAGUUAUAAAACCUUUAUGACAUUUGUGAAAGGACAAACACAAAAGCACGUUUAAGUGUUAGUUUGUUUUUUUGGCACUAUGAGCACCAUGGUUUGAGAAAUGUGUGAAAGGUGAAAGCUUACACACUGACAGCAGUUUCUAUAUGGUGGGAAAGACAAAAAGACACUACCCCUUAUUUCAGAAUGUAAGAUAGGAAGUUGGACUGACACACUGCCCUGGAGCUACAGCAGUCCAACUGAUCAUUAAACCUGUUCCAAAGGCCCAUGAUUUGCUUUUACAAAAAUGUAUUGCACAAUCAGCUCAUAGUCCAAACAAGGUUUCUCUUUCAUGUUGUUAGAGCUGUCUCUGCCUCAGAGAGUGAUCAAGCGAAUCUCUCUCUUUGUCAAUGAUAUGACACAUCCUCAAACUGUAAAUGCUUUAGAUAAAUGGCCUUGUGUUUUAACGUUCUCCACUAUACAAAUGAAACUGGCUCUAUAUCGCCCUCUAUGGGUGCUGUAUGAGAUGUAAAGGGUCAGAUAAGGUCACGGGACUGCAACCUUUACAGUUCAAAAAGCCAUUUUUUGCCCUCAGUUCAACAAAACAACCCUUCUUUAGACCCUCUAAUGUUACAUGUCCUUUAUUUUCCCCCAAAAAGACAUGUAACAUUAGAGAAAAACAUAAAACGUUUGCAAUAAGAGGGUGGAUACAUUGUCUUCUAUGGGAUGUCGAUAUUUGUGAGGACAAAAUUUCCAACCUAACAACAAGAAACAUAUAUAUAUAAAAAAAUACAAUUAUUCCAAGAGAAUGUUGAUAAACUGUAAAACCUAGAUUUGUUAUUGGGUAUAUGUUUAACACUGUUAUUAUUUAACACAUAGAACUUUAUUAGGGUAUUUUUCAGUUUUGUCCAAGGUUAAUAAGAGCCAAUAUGGGAGGUCCGAAGUACCCGGGUGGCUGACCUCUGAGUUAGGCUGUCAAAAUGCAUUGUCAUCUUUAAUUGCAGAUGGGUAGCCACUUUAAUGACAUUUAUA